AUGCCUCGUGCUCCAAAGCGACGGCGCUUCAUGCUUGAGGAAGGCCUUCAGUCCCAAAGUGAGACACAGAACCUCGUGGGUGCACUGGUGCCUGUGGUUGUGGAAGAAGAUGCUUCUUCAUCCUCCUCCACCUGCUCCUCCUCUUUUCCUUCCUCUUUCCCCUCCUCCUCUUCCUCUUGCAAUCCUCUGAUCUCAAGCACUCCGGAGGAGGUUUAUGAUGUUGCCCGGACCCCGAGUCCUCCCCAGAGCCCUCAGAGUGCCUGCCUCUCCCCCGCUGCCAUGGCCUCCACUCCACUGAGCCAGUCUGAAAGCGAUGGCUCCAGCAGCCAAGAAGAGGAGGGUCCGAGCACCUCACAGGCCCUGCCAGAAACUGAGUCCUUUCCCAGAAACUUGCUUGAUGACAAGGUGGCUGAUCUGGUGGAGUUCCUGCUUCUCAAGUAUCGCACAAAGGAGCCGACCACAAAGGCGGAAAUGCUGAAUCUGGUCAUCAGAGAAUACCAGGACCACUUCCCUGUGAUCUUCAGCCAAGCCUCUGAGUGCAUGCAGCUGGUCUUUGGCGUUGACGUGAAGGAAGUGGACCCCAGCGACCACUCCUAUGUCCUGGUCACCACCCUGGGCCUCACCUACGAUGGCAUGCUGAGCGGUGAGCAGAGCAUGCCCAAGACUGGCAUUCUGAUACUUAUCCUGAGCAUAAUCUUCGUGGAGGGUGACUGCGCCCCUGAGGAGGACGUCUGGGAAGCGCUGAGUGUCAUGGGGGUGUAUGCCGGGAUGGAGCACUUCAUCUAUGGGGAGCCCAGGGAGCUCCUCACCAAAGUUUGGGUGCAAGAACAGUACCUGGAGUACCGGCAGGUGCCCAACAGCGAUCCUCCAUGCUACGAGUUCCUGUGGGGUCCCAGGGCCCACGCUGAAACCAGCAAGAUGAGUCUCCUGGAGUUUUUGGCCGGUGUCACUGGGAGUGACCCCAGAUCCUUCCCAGUGUGGUACGAGGAAGCUUUGAGAGAUCAGGAAGAGAGAGCCCAGGCCAGAAUUGCCAGCACGGAUAGUGCUACUGCCACAGCCAGUGCCAGUUGUAGUACCGUGCCCAGUAGCUUCUCUUUCCAUGAGUGAGGU
This is a messenger RNA of Diceros bicornis minor, 1110 nucleotides long. RefSeq names its product melanoma-associated antigen 10-like. The coding region runs from base 1 to 1107 and encodes 368 amino acids. NCBI's taxonomy places the organism in Eukaryota, Metazoa, Chordata, Mammalia, Perissodactyla, Rhinocerotidae. Gene Ontology annotation, cellular component: nucleus. The transcript has a single exon. The record is from RefSeq and is a predicted model, not a curated record. Gene Ontology annotation, biological process: negative regulation of transcription by RNA polymerase II.